AUGGAUUCAGAUCAAAAUGUAAUGUUAGAAGUGGUGACUGCAGAAGCAUUUUCAGUGCUCAGAAAUGCGAUGUUCGCUACGGUAAGUCUUGUUUUCAAAGUGAAAUUCAGACAAUUCUCGAUUAAUUUAAUUCCAGUAUCCGAUGGCAUGUCAGCUAAUCAAAAACGAACCGAAAAGCGCGAAAAAGAGCAAAAAAGAGGAGAAGAAACGGAAAACAAGUGAGCAAUUAAAAAUUACGACCAUUUUCGACAUUUUUCCCAAUUUCAGAAGAGGAAUCGACGCCCACGUCUUCUGCUCGAGAGAAGCGCAGAAAAAACGAGGAGAGCACGUCUUCUCCAAUACCCGCGGCACUCGAUUCAGAUUCUGACAGCGAGAUGAUGUCCCCUAAGAAAAAGAAGAAGGCGUUGGACUCAGAUGAGGAGAAGGAAGACGACGAAACCGAAAAAGAGAAAAGAGCAAAGCAGGAGAAAGAGAAAGCAAGAGAGAAGAGGAAGCAGAAGGAAAAGGCAGAAAAGAGACGGUCGGCGGAAGAAUUGUCGGCCAAGAAAAAGAAGAAACAAUCGGAGGAGAGUGAUAGAAAGAGAAAACGAAAGGAUACGGUGGAGAGUGACAGUGGAGAAGGCCCUUCCGCUGCAGAUAUCACGUAUGUUCCCCUUUUUCAUUAACACAUUUCGACAGAUUUCUCAUUCCAGAACGCGCCGUGACUCUUCUUCGUCUGCAAGCAAAAGCGUCGUGCUGCAAGAACGCGACUGCUCCGGAAAGAGCCGAAAACAGCUGCUCGCCGAGUUCAAUUGUGUCGCGGCUCCGCUUUCGGAAUUUAAAGAGUACAAAGAGUUUAUUGAAGAACGAGAGAUGCUCAAAGAGUACGGGCAGCCGCCGAACUAUCUGGAAGACAUUCAACAGUUCCCGGAAGAGCAGCUGCUCACCUGCGACUCCGAAGCAUGCCCUUUCUUGCUCAUUUAUAAACAGUUUGUCUUUUGUCUUUAAAUGCACCCUUCUCAAUGUUGCUUUCCAGACCGUUCUCCGCUCUUUAUCAAGAAGCCCGGAAGAAAUGGACGCCUCCAGUGAACGACACUCCGACCAGUUCGCAUCUCAGAAAGUGAGCACUCAACCUGAAUUUCCAUCCUAAAAUUCUAUUCAUUCCAGCAAAUGCGUCAACUGCGACAAAAUGCUCUCACUGGUGCCUUCGAGCACUUGGAAGAAGUAUUUGGGCGCGAACAGCUACUAUUGCUCUGUAAAAUGUAUUUCCGGGAAGGUUACCAAAGUGAUGAGGGUGAGUGGAAGGUUUCGGACAUUUCAUGAUCGAAAUUGGCACUUCCAGACGAAUCCUGAAGCGGAAAUGGUGACGGUGAUGAAUGCGUUGACGGGAGAAACUGUGAAUUCGGGCCUGUACACGCGGGAACUCCGCUCCUUCUUCCUCCUCUCUCCGCAUUGGAUGCCGUUCAGCAUUGUGCCCACUGCUGCCCCAGAAGUCGUCAAAAAGAAGACUCCGCAGAUUGUGAAAGAGCGCGAGAAGGCGAAAGAACAACACGAACGGGAGCUGGAGGAAAGGAGAAAGAAUGCGGCGCUCUCGAAGCCGAUCCCCAAAAAGAAGCCCGAAACGACGGAAUCCACGCGGCAAACCAACCGGAGUCACAUGGAAAAUGCGAUGAAUCAACGCGUCGACCGACUGCACAUCAAAGGCAUCGACAGAAGACAGGUCAAAGAUCUUGUCGAGCAAAUCGAGGAGAAACUCUUUGACAAGUGCGAUCGCAACAUUUCCCAUCCGAAAUACAGAGUGUGGAAGCAGCAGUUCGUGCAUAACUUUGAAGCGGAGAGUGCCAAGGAAUUCGUGUUUGCGGUCGUUUUGAAGCGAUUGUCAGUGGAGAAGCUUGUCUCCUUCGACGCGAAUACUUUGAGAAAUCCAGCGAGUUGGAAGACGAAACCAGUCGGAAUUCCUAUUCAGCAGAAGAGAAAAAGCACUGUGGCGAGGAAUGUGAGUUGUCUAGCAUAGGUGCGGGAUGUUUGAGAAACGCCAAAACAUUUUCUCCAAGUGUUCUCGUGUAUCCAAUUGAGACAAAGCUAGAAGAAAAUAGCCCAUAGAAGUAAUGGAGACACUUAGGGCAACCUGACAACCUUUUACAUGUAGUCGAGACAACUUUUUUUCAGCCGCUCGAUGCGAUUCUCGAUGAUACCCGUGACACGACCUCCGAGCACAUGUCCCAUUCGUUUUCGAAAACCUGCAAAGUGUGCCAGAGCAAGCAACUGGAAGCUGCCGAAGAGAAACUGAGAAAACAAAAGGAAGAAAAGGAAAUCAGCGAGCGAAGAGAACAGAACAGACUUCUCAUGGAAUCGAUUCGGGCGGAUGAUUACGAAAAACGGAAGAGAGCACACGAGGAAAAUCAGAGGCGGAAGAAGGAGGACGAACGGGAAGCACUGGAAAGACAGCGGAAGCAGCGGGAAGAGAUGGAACAGCAGCGGGAGGAGGAGGACUACGGCGGCGGCGACUACAACACUCCGAUCUACGACUUUAACGGCCCUUCAGACAAGGCCAGAACAGAGGAAGCGCCGCCACGUGGAGAAUGGGACUUCCCGAUUCGAAUCUACAUGGCCGACAAGCCAUUCGACUCGAUCGUCACGCCCAUCUUCACCCAAACCGAUGACAAUCGCCCGAUGUUCCGUCUUUUUUAUCGUUUGAUGGCAGAGCAAACGUUCAAAUUGCACACCCCACGACGCAUUCCGAGCUUCAUUACGACUUCAUCGAGUGCACUCAAUAAGACGCACACGUGCGCGUUCGCAGUGCUCAAACUCACCGCGACAGGCUCGGUUCGCAGCUACGAUGACGUUCUGAAGUACAGCAUCGACCAGGACAACGUGUACCAAUUGGAUUUUCCGGUUGGCGAUGAGAUCAUCUCGAUCUUCCUGUUCCCGCACAAAGGAUCCGAAAUUCUUCACGACACUUUCGCGCCGGUCAAGUACAACAUUGGAACUGCGCAAAGCUGCUUCAUGCUCAUCGUCGUACUGCGCCCCGAAUACGGAGAACGCUUCCAGUACUCGGUGCGUGUCAGCGAUAUAGUAAUGAAAGAGCAGGUGCUGCGGAUAGAACGCGAGAAACAGAUGCUCACCUCGUGGAGAUCUACGCAAGAACCAAGAGACAGUGGACAGAGGAGAGGGAGACGGACUUCGGAAACGUCGCCUGAACGAGAAGUGGAAGAGCAUCAUCGGCCACCCACAGUCGAACCUCUUCCGGUCGAACCGCCUGCUUCGGACGAUUUGGCGUCGAAGAAGGUCUAUUUCAUUCUUCAAAUCAUCAACAGCAGACAGAAUUUCUGUAAGUGUUCACGUUUCAUAACGUUUUUGAAAAUCUCUCAUGUUUCAGCUGACAUAGUCUCUUCUGCAAACGAUUUCAUGCAUGAUCCGGAUGUUUCUGAUGCGGACAAAGACAGAAUCAGGGAUUUAAUCGAUCAGAAGAUCAAAGAAAGGGAGCAGCAGCAGCAGCAGCAGCAAGAAACCACCCAAGAAGCUCAUCUCGCCACGAACGGAAAGGCCUCCACUGGCCCAUCCACUCCAGCUCCUCAAAUGGUCCCGGUAACACAAACCGCUUUAGAUUUCACUCGUCCUCCUCCGAUUCUUCCGGUCGUUCCAAUGGAUCCUGCUCCGAGACUUCCACUUCCUCCGCUACCACCUCCAAUGGAUCAGGUCACUCCUAUGCCAUCGCGUAUCGUUCCGAUCGCCGCCCCGGCCGGUCCACUGCAAUUCCUGCCACCUCCUGUCCCACCGCCUGUUCCACCGCCGCCUCCUCCUCCUCCUCCUCCGCAACCUCAGUUCAUAGAAGGACUCGGAAUGACCGAUAACGAGAUCGUCGCAGAUGCGAUCCGACGUGGGAUGGUCGCUCCUAUCCCACAAGAACUGCUCAUGUCAUCCGCCACUGGGCCCGGACACAUUCGCGGACCUCAUCCGUUGGUUUCGGCUACAGGCAUGAUGAACUCGUCGCUGGAGAAUGACAUGCGGAAACUGAUGGAAAUGGAGAGACGGAUUGAGAUGGAGAAGAGAUUUAUGAAGGAUAUGGAUAAGGCCGAAGAAAGAAGGAAGCAUCGGACUCAACAGAACGAAGACGAGCGGCAUAGCAUUGCCGAGAGAAUGGAUCCGAUGGUUCCGACGACGUCAGCCGCCGGGAACAUGAAUACGAUGCAUCCACCGCCACAUCCGUAUCCAUAUCCACACCCACAUCCGCAAAUGCAUUUGAAUGAUAAUAAUAACCACGCGGUCAGACCGAUGGAUCCAGGUGAGAAUGAACGAUCAGACAUUCUAAUCCCUUUCGAAGGUUUUUUAGCGCCCGUCCCACCGCCCGUCUUUGCUCCGCCUAACGACAUUGGAAAUAAGCGGCGAAACGUGAGGAAGACGCGCGGGAAACGUCGCAUAACAAGCGAAUCGAUGGACAUUGACGACUCGGAAUCUGAUGAGGCUUCCACCAGCCGCAGUUCUUCCCCGUCUCCACCACUUCCGCCGCCACCUCCACCUCCGCCGCCGCCAGACUCCCGGCUUCUUCCGCCACCACCAAUGCCAGUCAUUCAAAGAGCACCGGGAGGAAUGCCGCAGCCCGUGCCGCCGCCUCCGCCGAUGUUCUCUCCGUCCAUGAUAUGCCCGCCUCCACCGCCACCGAUGCCCAUUGAGCAGAGGGAGUUUCGUCCGCCACAUCAAUAUAAAGAUGAUAUGGAGAUGGACGAUGACGAGAGCAAAGAGAUGCUUCUGCCACCAGUACCACCGAACAUGCAGAUGAAUGGAGGAAUGCCGCCGCCAAUGAUGCGUGGAGGACGUGGAGGACCGCCGCCAAUGAUGAGGGGAGGAAGAGGCGCAGGACCGCUGAUCAGAGGGAUGCCUCCGAUGCGAGGAAGAGGAGGACCACCACCGCCGCCGAGAGGAGGAGGACCGCCACGCGGAUCACCGAUGAGAGGAGGGCCUCCGAUGAGGGGUGGACCGCCCAUGUUCCGGGGGGGACCACAUCCGUCUGCAAGAGGAAUGCCGCCGUUGAUGAGAGGAUCUCCGAUGCGAGGAGGCUUCGGAGGACCGCCCAGAGGAGGCAUGCCACCGCCAAAGUUCUUUCAGAGUGAGCUUUAAAAAUUUUAAUUAAUUGAACUGUUUGAAUUGAUUCAGAUUCACCACGAGGACGUGGAGGACCGCCCGGAGGAUUCCCGCCACGUGGCGGAAUGAACAACAGCUGGAGAGGACCGCCGCCUGGACCGCCCGGACCCGGAGGACCAGGAGGACCAUGGCCAAGAUUUUAA
Caenorhabditis sp. 36 PRJEB53466 is the source of this 5264-nucleotide messenger RNA. The record is from the annotation of a GenBank genome assembly. Lineage: Eukaryota; Metazoa; Nematoda; Chromadorea; Rhabditida; Rhabditidae.